Ascoidea rubescens DSM 1968 is the source of this 497-nucleotide messenger RNA. RefSeq lists its product as uncharacterized. The transcript has a single exon. The record is from RefSeq and is a predicted model, not a curated record. Bases 80 to 340 code for a protein of 86 amino acids. Lineage: Eukaryota; Fungi; Ascomycota; Saccharomycetes; Ascoideales; Ascoideaceae.
AAAUUCUUCGUCAAUGUAGGUGAGGAAUAUGUUAACAUCAUUCAAAUGAUAAGGAGCGGAUUGAGUCGAAGAACAAACAAUGCAAUUUAAAGACUUUGUUGCAUCCAGUGAUGACAAAUAUUCUGUUGUAAAUGCAAUCACUGGUAUUGGUUUUGAUAAUUUCCGAAUUGCUGGAACUAACAAUGAUCAUCUAGCAGAUCUUAAAGGGAUUGUCAAUAUACUUCAAUUGACCGCAAAUCAUUCAAGAGAUGAUAUAAUGAAGAUUAAUUGUGCCAUUUUUGGCCGCUGGUUGAUCUGGUUCAAUUACAGUGAAACCACAUCUAGCGGAAUCAAUUCAUAAAAGACCUUGCCAUUCAACGCUGUAGACACUGCUAGUGUUCAACAGGCUUUUGUUAGUUGGCCGUAAUUGUAGAAUAGGGCCGGAUGGCUUCCGUUAGCUGUUCACAGUCAAGAGAGCAACGGAUGAUGAAUUUGCUACAUCGAGAUAUGUUGGUCGA